Molecule: messenger RNA, 1182 nt
Organism: Ylistrum balloti
Lineage: Eukaryota; Metazoa; Mollusca; Bivalvia; Pectinida; Pectinidae
Product: alpha-(1,3)-fucosyltransferase C-like
Exons: 2
Coding region: 1-1182 (393 amino acids)
Cellular component (GO): membrane
Molecular function (GO): alpha-(1->3)-fucosyltransferase activity
Source: RefSeq, a predicted model, not a curated record
AUGAGGAAAUUCAGGUUGAUCCGAAAGAAAGCUCUAACAGUAUUAGUGUUCUCGACCAUAUGUUUGUCUGCCUACAUUUUGAAAGGUCGAAACUAUAAGGGUCAUGACCCGACCGUGGUGAUUUGGGAUAAGCCGAAGAUUUCACAAGACCAAGAGAACAUAGAAGUUCAUUACUAUAAUAAACCCCCGUCAGUUUCUCUACAGGCAUUCAGUAGGUGUCCGGAUCGCUGUAGCAUGACUUUCGGCGAGAAGGAGUAUAUCAAUAAGAAAAUAGUAAUUUUUCAUGGACCAGAUUUGCGUGGAAAACCACCAAUGAAAUAUCGAGGACAACUUUGGAUCAUGCAAUCUAUGGAGCCACCAACACUUUAUAAAGACAAUUUAAAGCAAUGGCAUCGAGUAUUUAAUUGGACUCUCGUACACAGAAGAGAUUCAGAUAUAUUCUCACCCUACGGAUCGUUCGCACCAAUCCGAUCAGUUCCAGUCAAUGAUAUCCAACCAAUUGCCUGGACUAAAAAAGAUAAGACAGCAGCUUGGUUUGUAUCCAACUGUAAAGCACAAAGCAGAAGACUAGAUUACGUCCAAUACCUACAACGAUACGUCGACAUUCAUAUUUAUGGGAAAUGUGGCAAUAUGAGUUGUCCCCGUUCUAUACACAACAACUGUCUGACUAAACUACAGGAUCAGUUCAAAUUUUAUUUGGCUUUUGAAAACAGUCUGUGCGCAGAUUACAUUACGGAGAAAACAACUCGAAUUUUACAAGAAGGCCUUGACGUCAUACCGAUCGUCAGGGGAACAGGUGAAUUGUACAGGAUGCACCUUCCUCCGAACUCUUUUAUCAAUGCACAUGACUAUACCGUUAAAGGAUUGGCACAAAAAAUGAAAUCCAUCUCCAAUAGCAAACAAGAAUUCAUGAAAUAUUUUGCCUGGAGGAAACAUUAUUACGCUGAAGAAAUAGAUUUAUUCUAUUGUGAACUUUGCAAGAAAUUACACAACGCUGACAAAUACAAGCGCUUGUAUCGAUCAAUUAGUGAUUGGGUAAAUGACCAUCCAGAUCAUCCCAACUGCCGAGAACCUAUCGAUGUUCCUGGCAAAUUUGUAUCCACUUCAAAUGAAAAGGGACAUACUUCAUUAGAAGUGGUUGUUGUUGGCCUCAUUUUGUGCAAUCUCUUCCGUCCAAUAUGA